AUGAAAGGGGUUUCGCCAACAAGUACAAUCGUGUGCCAGGUAGAAUAUCUCUUGCUUUUCAAUUUUCCAGAAGCUGCCGAUUGCAGAAGGACAUUUGGAAGACAUGUGUGGUGUGCGGGGAGCUCAACAAGAAAAUCUCGAUGCGAUGUCUGAGCAACGCUUCGCAACUCCACGUCAUAGUCGCCUACCUCAAGUUUUCAGAAGGGCUUGACGAAAAGAAAGACUUCUCGAGCUAUGACGACAAAAAAGCCUACGAAUGCUUCGUUUGCUCCAGUCAUGUUGACGUGCCGGUGAACUAAAAUGAGAGGGAAAGGGAACGAUAUCGAAUAGUUUUCAGGUGAGAGCCCUGCGCAACAUAUACGCAUUCCCGCCGCAAGUACCAGUGGUCAAUGGGAAGUGCGAUCCUCAGGGAUUGCUCCGCGUGCUCAAGAAGUUUAUGCCUCCUCGGUACUCGAACAUGUCGAUUGACGAACUUUCUGCGCUGCUUCCGGGCUCGAAAGCUCCCGAAACGAAAGAAGUCCGGAAAGCUGACUGCACGUGCUGUUCUAUUCUCGACGACACGCGUCGCCGCCUCAAUAAAGUCAUCGAGAACGCCGAGUACACGGCUACUUCCGUCCGACUUAACUUUGCUGUUUACGAAGAACUGGUCGACGUGGCAAAGCAUCUUGACUAUGAAAUGGUUGGUUUCCCUAAACCGACCAGCUUAUUGUCCAAUUUCAGCAAACAGAUUUCGUCGUGAAAGACAAACCAGCUGUUGAUUCCGAGUCGGCGAGACUUGCUCAGGAAAACAUCUUGUUGAAAUUCGAACAAAGACGGCAACAGAUGGAAUAUCCAGAGCCGGUCACUUUGGGUCCUUUCCCCGAACGCCCCGAACGCCCCGAACGCCCCGAUCGCCCCGAUUUCAACCUCAAUCUCCAAUCAAUCGCUCGUCGCCCCAUCGGAAUUCUGCCGAGCCAUCCGGGAGUUCAGCGUCCCGUCACGGCACUGGAAGUCAUUCUGAACCCUCUGACGGCUCAAUGGGAUGACGGCGACACUCCGAAGCAAUCUACUCAGAUCUGUGUCAACCGUAUUGCUGAACCGGCGCGUUUUCCGGUGAAAAGAGUUGAUGUUAGAUUAUUCAAAUAACCGAGUGAACAAUCUUCUUUUCAGAAACGAAAGCUUCCGCUGGCCUCAAUUGCUCAGUUGUCGAACAAACAAGGUCUUGGUUCUUCGAGGAAACCCAUGUGAGAUCCUUCAUUCAUUCCUCGCCCAUAACAAGUUUCAGGAUUUCUCCUCGGGCCCAAAAUCAAAACUUCUCACUUCCAUACUCGCAGCAAUCCCGUCUGCUCGAAGAGGUCCACGAGGGCGCUAAGCUGUUGCUGAACUCGAAACUCAUUGUGUUCUCAACCGACGACGUCCGUCAAUUGCUCGUCGGAAGAGGAAGACUUCUCAUCAGCGAGACUCUUCUGCAACUCGAGUCCCGCGGCCUCAUCCAUUCGCAUCCGUUUUGCUCGCCUACACACGAUUAUCCGUUCUUCAUUUACCUGAAAGAGUUUCGCAAACAUCAACUCAAUGAACUCUGGAGCUACAGUAUAAUUCCCGAGCACUAUCGGCAACGUCUGAUCGGCUCUUCUGCAUCUGAGACUGUUCGUGAGCAAUUUGAGAAGCACAAAAGUGUUCUCCUUGAGAUGGACAAGGACCCGCAGCUAGUCGGACUUAUCGGCAUGAUUCUUUCGGCCAGUGCCAAUUCAGAUCUCGAAUUCGAGUUCAGCAAAUUCAAAUCGAAGACUUUGAAGGAGGUAGAGUGUUAGGGAAUGAGUAUCUGAAUAAUUCUCAGUAAGCGUUCAGACAGUCACCAUCAAGACUCGCACUCCGAAACUGAAGCUGCCGGAGAGUGAUCCGAGUAUUGAAGAGAUUCUGUAG
Molecule: messenger RNA, 1902 nt
Organism: Caenorhabditis sp. 36 PRJEB53466
Lineage: Eukaryota; Metazoa; Nematoda; Chromadorea; Rhabditida; Rhabditidae
Source: the annotation of a GenBank genome assembly